GCACUGGCACCGCACUAGCAACCUCCCGGCCCGUCAUGUCGCCAAUCACGCAGUCGGCUGGAACGGGCUUGGGCAUUGUGGGCGAUGGAAAGGGCUGGUCGGGCGGCAGUACGCGGCCAGAUGGUGAGGCCAAUCAGCCACAGAGCAUCAAGGAGAAACGUCCCAAGGUCUUUUUGGAGAUCGAGCUCCACAAGCGAAAACUUGGUCGCGUGGUGCUGGAACUCUUCGGCGACGUCGUGCCCAAGACCGUCGAGAACUUUCGCUGUCUAUGCACAGGAGAGCGAGGGAUCAGCGCUGUCUCGGGCAAGCCUCUUUGCUUCAAAGGAAGCAGGUUUCACAAGAUCAUCCCAGGCAAAACCAUCCAAGGUGGUGACAUUACCAAAGGCGAUGGUUCUGGGGGCGACUCCAUUUACAAUCAGGACGGAGAUGGGACGUUCGCUUCCGAGAACUUCAAGCUGAAGCAUGACCGCCCCGGACUGGUGUCCAUGGCACACAAGCGAGGCGAAGAAGGGAAAAACUGUUCCCAGUUCUUCUUCACCUCCAAGGC
This is a messenger RNA of Cladocopium goreaui, 547 nucleotides long. NCBI's taxonomy places the organism in Eukaryota, Dinophyceae, Suessiales, Symbiodiniaceae. The record is from the annotation of a GenBank genome assembly.